AUGGUGCAACCGGAGUUGGCCAAGUCGAAGUCGUCGUUGGAGCGGAUCUUCACCACUGCACCUCGCGGGCGCUAUGCAGUGGAUGAGAAGCAGAUGCAGAUGAAGGAUGAACAUGUGAUCAUGCGUUGGAACCUUCUUUUUCUGAUCUUUGACUUCCUGAUCAUUCCACUGCCCCUUUGGAUCGAUAUCUUCAGCCCCAUCUUCGCAGCGGCCUAUAGCUUGUUCAUCAGCUGGUUGGGUGCUUUGCUCCUCAGCCUUUGUGCCUGGAAAUCCCUCCAGGCGAACCGACUCAUGCUGCAGGUGGUGGAUCAGACCUGGGAGAAUCAGAUCCCUCGAGAGACCUUUGAGGAGGAGUAUCGAGCUGAGCACCUGCAACAUUUGGUGAUGAUGUGUGGCUACAAGGAACCCAUGGAGGUGAUCCAGCAGUCCAUCGACUCCUUGGUGUCUCAGACGGUGGCCCAUCGACUCAUCGUGGUCAUCGGCCUGGAGGAGGGCACCCCCGAGGUCGCUGAGAAGGCCAGCAACUUGAAGAAGCAGUAUGCUGGUGCUUUCAAGCGCUUCCACGUGACGAAGCAUCCGCCGCGCUGGGCCGGCGAUCGGGAGAUCCGCGGGAAGUGCUCCAACGCCAACUACACCAUGCGCGCCGCAGUAACACGCCUUGAGGAGUACGGCGAGCUCAAUCUUGCUUGCACCACUGCAACCUCCUGCGACACCGAUUCCAUCUUCCCGCCCCGGUACUUUGAGAAUCUGGGCUACCAGUUCCUCACUGAUCCAAAGGCCAUGGAGGUCGUGUGGCAGGCGCCUUUGUACUACAACCACUACUUGACGCAACGGCCCUGGUUUGUACGUGCGAUUGGUAUCAUGCGAGCGGCCUACAUGUUGGGUUUAUUGAUCCCUUUCAACAUCAAUACGAUGUCCAUCUUCAGCUUUUCUUUGGACCUUUGUAUCAAAGGCGAUUUUUUUCAUGCGCACUACCAGAUGGAUGACAUCAUUUAUACUUUGACGUGCAUGCAGGCCUUGCAGAAGCGGAUUGAGAUCCGAAUGAUCCCGAUGCCAGUCAUCUCGGGACCCACCAGUGGCAGCACCUACUGUGAAGAGAUCCAAGAGUUCGUCCGGCAAUCCGAGCGUUGGACCAUCGGCGCCUGUGAGGUCUUCCACUACUUCGUGGUGAAACGCCGGCGCUACAACUGCUCAGCGGCCUUGUCCUAUGGCAUUUGGUUUGUGACCUACUAUGGCUUCAUUUUGUGCUCCCUGACCCUAUCUGGGUUGGCGGCCUUCCUCAACUACGCCAUCGUGGAUGCCAAGCAGGGUCUUUUCCAACAGUCACCCUUGGAUGAGAAGUCCCGGAGGCUGGUGGUGGCUGUGGGUUUGGCCAGCCUCGCAUGGACCUAUUUGAUUUUUCUGAUCUUUUUCUAUUUGGAUCGAGCGGCUUGCAAGCUCAUUUACCACUUGAAGAUGAAGCCACAAGGCAGUGAGGACGCCAGCCUGGGCCAGAAUCUCAAGGACUGGGUCUUGAUGUGGCCGAGUUUGGUGAUGUAUUCUUGCGUGAGCGCUUGGGCGAUUCUGAAGGUGGCCAUCUAUGGUAAGAAGGUUUGUGGCCAUGAUCCUUCCAGCAAGGAAGCCUUGAGACCGAGAGUGGUCGAGGAUUCUGAGGAUGAGUCGACCUCGGUGGGACAGGAAGACGACCUGUCUGAAAAUGGCCAGCCUUGA
Messenger RNA from Durusdinium trenchii, 1710 nucleotides. The record is from the annotation of a GenBank genome assembly. NCBI's taxonomy places the organism in Eukaryota, Dinophyceae, Suessiales, Symbiodiniaceae.